CGUGACGGCGUCACCCUGCCGAGUCCCGGAAACUGCAAGUUUUUUUUAGUAAUUUAAAACGUAAACGAAGGCGACUGGACGGGAGUAGAAUAAAACGGUUGGAAUAAACAACGUUAAAACGUUGGAACUAUUGCAAAAUCUGAAGGAGGACCGACUAAAUCCCGGAAACGAUGUUGGCUUCGAGUCUACUUGCUAAAUACUCCACCGAACUCCAUGACGAGCAAGUACUUAAAUUGGACAAGUACUUGCGUCAUCUUCAGCUGCCUGAUGAAACGCUGAUGGAUAUAUCUAUGAGAUUUCGACGAGAAAUGGACAAAGGCCUUUGCAGAGACACCAACCCCACAGCAGCUGUCAAGAUGCUGCCAACUUAUGUGCUCUCUACACCUGAUGGAACAGAACAAGGAGAAUUCCUGGCCCUUGACCUUGGCGGAUCCACCUUCCGGGUGCUUCUUGUUACAGUUAUGGCAAAUGGCGAGCCAAAGGUGGCCAUGGAAAAUCAAAUCUAUGCUAUUCCUGAACACCUCAUGAGAGGCAGCGGAUCUGAGUUAUUUGACCACAUUGCUGAAUGUUUGGCUAAUUUCAUGGAGAAGCUAGGAAUCAAGGAUAAAAGGCUUCCUUUGGGCUUUACCUUCUCUUUUCCCUGUCAGCAGAGCAAGCUGGAUGAGAGUAUAUUGAUUUCUUGGACCAAAGCCUUCAAGGCAAGUGGAGUAGAAGGAAAAGAUGUAGUCAGCCUCCUGCAGAGAUCUGUUCAAAAACGAGGGGACAUCAAUAUUGAUAUUAUGGCAGUCAUUAAUGACACGGUUGGAGCUAUGAUGACCUGUGGCUAUGAUGAUCAUCGUUGUGAAAUUGGCCUCAUUGUGGGAACAGGGACCAAUGCCUGUUACAUGGAGCAAAUGAGGAACAUUGAAUUAUUGGAUGGUGAUGAGGGGCAGAUGUGUGUAAAUACAGAGUGGGGUGCUUUUGGAGAUGAUGGUACCUUGGAGGACCUGCGCACAGAUUUUGAUCGUGAAGUAGAUGCUGGCUCUCUGAACCCUGGCAAACAGCUUUUUGAGAAGAUGAUCAGUGGAAUGUACAUGGGAGAAUUGGUCCGUCUCAUUCUCGUGAAAAUGGCCAAAGACCAGCAACUGUUCGGUGGCAAGACUACAACCCAGCUCCGGACUACUGGAAAGUUCACCACCAACUACAUCUAUUCCAUAGAAAAUGACAACAGAGAGGAAGGGUUGAUGAGUGCUCAAAGCGUGCUUCAGUUCCUUGGUUUGGACCCAACUUUGGAGGACUGCAUAGCCACUUUGAGAGUGUGUCAGAUUGUGUCAACACGGGCUGCACAUUUGUGUGCUGCCACUCUUGUGGCGGUGCUUCGGCAGAUCAGAGACAAUAAAGCAGCUGAGAAGCUGCGUACCACCAUCGGAGUAGAUGGCUCUGUUUACAAGAAUCAUCCAGAGUUUUCAAGGAGACUUCACAAGAUGGUGCGGCGGCUAGUGCCUGACUGUGACGUACGUUUUUUGAGGUCUGAGGUUGGCAGUGGGAAAGGUGCUGCUAUGGUAACAGCUGUUGCCUUACGCCUUGCUGCUCAAAAUGCUGAGCGUCAACGCAUUCUUGACACUCUGCGUUUGAAUCGUGAGCAGCUGCUGAAAGUGAAAAAUCGAAUAAGUGAAGAUAUGGUGCGAGGCCUGUCAAAGCAAGAACAUGAUCAGGCCAGCAUCAAGAUGCUUCCAACAUUUGUCGGGUCCAUUCCAAAUGGAACAGAGCAUGGUGACUUCUUGGUUUUGGACCUUGGAGGCUCAAGUUUUAGAGUGCUACUUGUGCGUGUGCGAAGUGGCAAGACACACAAUGUUGACAUGCACCAUAAGAUCUACAAUAUCCCACAGGAGACAAUGCAGGGCACAGGUGAAGAGCUUUUCACGCAUAUUGUAGACUGCAUGGCCAACUUUCUGGAAAACAUGGGCAUGAGUGGAGCAUCCUUACCUUUGGGAUUCACAUUCUCCUUCCCCUGCCACCAAAGCAAACUGGAUCAGGGUAUUCUUCUGAAGUGGACAAAAGGUUUCAAAGCGAGUGGGUGUGAAGGACAUGAUGUUGUUACAUUACUUAAGGAUGCUGUGCGACGCCAAGGGGAAUUCAACAUAACAUUUGUGGCUGUAGUUAAUGACACAGUAGGAACCAUGAUGACUUGUGGUUAUGAGGACCCCAAGUGUGAGGUGGGACUCAUUGUUGGCACAGGGACCAAUGCUUGCUACAUGGAGGAAAUGCACAACAUCGAAGUGGUUGAUGGUGAUGACGGCCAGAUGUGUGUCAAUAUGGAAUGGGGUGCAUUUGGUGAAAAUGGCGAACUGGAUGACAUCUUCACACAGUUUGAUCGUGUUGUUGAUGCGACCUCAAACUAUCCUGGAAAACAGAGGUAUGAGAAGAUGAUUAGUGGAAUGUACCUUGGGGAGAUCGUGAGACAUGUGCUAAUGGAAUUCACUGCAAAAGGCUUGCUGUUCAGAGGCAAGCUGUCUGAGCGACUCAAGACCCGGGGCAUCUUUGUGACAAAAUUCUUGUCACAGAUUGAAAGUGACCGCCUGGCCAUGAGGCAGGUCCGUUCCAUCCUGCAGCACCUGGGUCUCGUUACUUCCACGUAUGAUGACAGUGUCCUUGUUAAGGAGGUCUGUAGCGUGGUGUCCCGGCGUGCAGCACAGCUCUGCGGGGCCGGCUUAGCUGCUGUGGUUGAUAAGAUAAGAGAGAACCGCAACCUGCAGCAGCUCACUAUUACAGUUGGAGUUGACGGCACCCUUUAUAAGAUGCAUCCUCAUUUCUCCAGGAUCAUGCAAGAUACAUUGCAAGAUUUGGCACCACAGUGCAAGGUGACUUUCCAUAAGUCCGAGGAUGGAAGUGGCAAAGGAGCAGCACUGAUCACCGCAGUGGCCUGUAGAACCAACAGCGGUGGACAGGAUUACAGUGGUUAAUUAGGUCACUUUCUGUGCCUUGGCAGCGUGCAUAUGAUAUCCACCUGAAUGCACAAGACUAUCUGUUUUGCUCUUCAUUUGACUUGACGUUUGUUGACUCCAUAGUGAUGUCAUGAAAGGACUCCGUGGUUUGAAAGGUUAGCUUGACCUUGUGUUACGCUUGAACGGUAUUUGCAGCGAUAUGCUGGAUGAAUUAUAUAGAUGUUUUUCUAUUGAAUUUGCUGAAAGGUCAGCCUUGGCGCAGUUAAAGAUUCAAAAUGCAGCAUAAAGGAAACGGCUAAUGGAUUGUGGGUGGGUGGGGGGGUAUACAGUAAUACAGAGAGAGAUGGCAACAACAACAAAGGCAACAACUAUAACAGAACAACAGAAAUAAACAGGACUACGUACAUCAGCAAAUGUCUAUGGCAGUCCAUAAUAGAAAUGACAAAAUACUGUAAUUUCAACAGCCACAGUGAUAAUACUGUAUUGAGACAGUUCUACUUAUUUGUGAUAACAGUAGCAAUUAAAAUAUUAUGAACCAUAAUAAUGACAAGGUUGACAAUAACCGUAAUCGUAUUGCCGACAUCAUCACUGUAAUAAAAACAACAACGUGACAACACCAUGAAUAAAUCAGUUAUGUGAG
Dunckerocampus dactyliophorus (ringed pipefish) is the source of this 3564-nucleotide messenger RNA. RefSeq names its product hexokinase 2 (gene hk2). The record is from RefSeq and is a predicted model, not a curated record. The transcript has 18 exons. Gene Ontology annotation, biological process: intracellular glucose homeostasis; glucose 6-phosphate metabolic process; glycolytic process. Gene Ontology annotation, cellular component: cytosol; mitochondrion. Bases 171 to 2942 code for a protein of 923 amino acids. Gene Ontology annotation, molecular function: glucokinase activity; fructokinase activity; mannokinase activity. Lineage: Eukaryota; Metazoa; Chordata; Actinopteri; Syngnathiformes; Syngnathidae.